UUUGUCAUCAGAGGCUGAUGACUGAAUUAGAGGUGGAGAACUAUCGAUGGCACUAUCGACGCUAUCGAUGGUUCGACGCUAUCGCACCGCCAUCGAUUUCAGCCCUGCACUAUCGAUAGUUUUGCACUCGGCGUCUCACAUCACAAAGAAAAUAUAUAGCUGAAAGUGGACAUCAAAAAUAUAGUGGAAAGCAAAAAUAUUGUUGAAAGUGGAAAGCAAAAAUAAGUUAUAGCAUGGAGAAGUUCCUAACAAUUGUGGAAAAAGCAAAACGACGCAGCUCAACUACUCCUAGCAGUGACGUCGAAGUAGCUUGUGAAUGCAGCAGCGCUGACUCGGACGCAAGCGACACACAGCAAGAAGCCCUCAAACGCAAGAAAGGGAUAUCGAAGGUAUGGAAGUACUUUAAGCGAUCUGACGCUAAAAAACUGGCGAAGUGUCUGAAUUGCGGAAAGGAAUAUAAGACGAGUGGCAACACGUCAAAUCUAAGAGAUCACCUAAAACGAUUUCAUCCAGGCAUCGAUGACGCUGUUGCCAAACCUGCAGAGUGCAAUGACUCAAAUUUACCUGCAUCAUCAAGCAGCAGCACAAGAUCGAGCAUGCACUCGAUCUCUUCGUAUUUCAAACCAGCCAUUUCUUAUGAUACGAACUCUAGACGGAAGAGGGACAUCGAUCGUGUAUUAGCCAAGAUGAUCGCAAAGGAUGUUCAACCUUUCAAUAUAGUUGAAUGGGAUGGUUUUAUCGAGUACUCCCAAAUCCUUGACCCAAGGUUUAAAAUUCCCAGCAAAACCCAUCUAAGAGAUGUGCUGGUGAAGGGUAUAUUAGACGAGGCUGUUCUCACCCUAAAAACCAAAUUAAGGGAAACAACUAGUGUUGCUGUGACAUGCGAUUGCUGGACAUCAAGCGCAAAUGAUGCAUUUUUAACUGUGACUUGCCAUUUUAUCGAUGGCUUUCAGUUUCGAACAGCGUCACUCAGCACAGAAAAAUUAAAAGAUGCUACGAAUCAUUCGGCACCAAAUAUUGCUGAAACUUUGAAAGGUGUCUCAGAGCAAUUCAAUGUUUUGGACAAAACAGUGUGCAUUGUGACCGAUAAUGCAAGCGCAAUGCUAAAAGCAUGUGAUAUUUUAAAGAUUCGUAACUUGCCAUGUUUCGCACACAGCUUGAAUCUUGUUGUGCAAGACGCUUUAAAAAUGCAUUCAAUUUGUGCUUGGAAAACUUAUUUGAAAAAUGUAAGACCACUGUCAAAUUUUUUAAGAAAAGCUCUACUGCAAGCGCAAAAUUUAAAAAAGCCCAAGAAUCCGAAAACCCGCUUAGCUUGUUACAGGAAAUGCCAACUAGGUGGAACAGCUUCUACUUUAUGAUAGAGCGCAUAAUAUAAACAAACAAAGCGAUUUCAAAAGUGUUAUUGGCCACAGCAAAUGCACCUCUGCUAUUUACUGCCAAUGAAAUAAUUAUAUUAGAGGACAUAUGCAACCUAUUGGCACUAUUUCAAGAUGUGACAGAGCAAAUUUCCGGCGGCAAGUACAUCACGAUUUCUUUAAUAAUACCAAUAGUUUACGUAUUAUACCGCAAAGUUCACCAACUGACUAUUGUUAAAUACGACCGAAGGGAAAGCGCUGCAAGAAUGUUUGUUGGAUUCAAUAACAAAAAGGCUUUUUAAAUAUGAAGAAAGAAGCAUUAUCAGAAUUGGAACUAUUUUGGAUCCGAGGUUCAAAAAAAUCGGAUUCCGCAAUGAUUACAACGCUGAGCAAGCAUCCGUUCUUUUAGAAAGUGUGCUUGUCAUUACAUCACAGCAAAUCUCGAAACCCAUUGUGGAAUUGGAACCUACAACUUCAAAAGAAAAAAAAAAUUGUUUGAUUCUGUUGAAAUAAAAGCAAAUGAAAAACCAACCACCAGCCGAAGUGAUGCAAUAAUCGUAAAACGGCAAUAUCUAGAAAGAGGUGUAGCAUCCCAGGAUACAGAUCCUCUGAUCUGUAUACAAGUAAGGAUACAUAUAUAUUAAGUGAAAUUCAGUUUUUUGUUUAUAAUUUCAGAUGAACGAAAAAACGGAUCUGAAACUUAUAAAAACCGUAAUGUUUAAAUUUUUGUGCGUACCCGCCACAUCAGUGGAGUCCGAGCGCAUGUUUAGCAAGGCCGGACAAAUAGUCUUCGAUCGCUGAACUCGACUGAAGGAGGAAAACAUUAACAUGUUAUUGUUUCUCAAUAAGAACAAAUGGCUCUACGAAGAAGCUAAAUGAAAAUGUUUAUUAAUUGAAUGAAAUGGUUUAUUAAUUUGUAUAACACAAAGGCAACAAAUGAAAUGUAUUUUUUA
Drosophila nasuta is the source of this 2308-nucleotide messenger RNA. RefSeq names its product E3 SUMO-protein ligase ZBED1-like. Bases 234 to 1358 code for a protein of 374 amino acids. Gene Ontology annotation, molecular function: DNA binding. Lineage: Eukaryota; Metazoa; Arthropoda; Insecta; Diptera; Drosophilidae. The record is from RefSeq and is a predicted model, not a curated record. The transcript is spliced from 2 exons.